Pseudoliparis swirei is the source of this 2249-nucleotide messenger RNA. Its product is annotated as protein-serine O-palmitoleoyltransferase porcupine-like. The record is from RefSeq and is a predicted model, not a curated record. The transcript is spliced from 13 exons. Bases 94 to 1446 code for a protein of 450 amino acids. Gene Ontology annotation, molecular function: Wnt-protein binding; palmitoleoyltransferase activity. Gene Ontology annotation, biological process: canonical Wnt signaling pathway; protein palmitoylation; lipid modification. Gene Ontology annotation, cellular component: endoplasmic reticulum; membrane. Lineage: Eukaryota; Metazoa; Chordata; Actinopteri; Perciformes; Liparidae.
UUAUGGACGCGACUCGGCAGCAGCCGGGCUGUUCUCACGGGAGGGCAUGUCUCCACAGACUGUAGUGCUACACGGGCGAGCUAACGCUGCAGGAUGGACAUGUCCAGCAGACUGUUGGUGUUGCAGCAGCUGGCUGAGAGCUGUGGUACCAGUACCGUCCAGCAGGGGGUCCAGCAGGUCUGGAGGCUGCUGCUGCUCUGCCUGCUCUGCAGACUCUGCUUCAGACUGGGGGGCGUGUCCACUGUGAAGCACGCCGUGUCCGCGGUGACGGGCGCCUACGCCCUCUUCCUGUUCUUCGAGCUGCACAUGCUGUGGGUGCUGGCGCUCAGCGCGCUGUGCUACCUCGUGCUGCUGCUCGGCCGGCGCUCCAGCAGCAGAGGCCUCUUCCUCUCCGCGGUGGUCCUCGUCUACCUCCUCGUCGGGGAGCUACAUUUGAUCGACAAGGUGACCUGGCAUAAAAUAAGAGGCUCCCAGAUGGUGGUGGCCAUGAAGGCCAUCUCUCUGGCCUUCGACCUGGACCGGAGGACCGUGGGCCGCCUGCCCUCCCCGGCCGAGUUCCUGGGCUACGUCCUCUUCGUGGGCACCGUGGUGUUCGGCCCGUGGAUCAGCUUCUCCACCUAUCGGAGCGCCGUGGAGGGCGAGCGGCUGAGCUGGCUGUGGCUGCGCAGCUGCUCCCUCCGCCUGCUGAGGAGCCAGCUGUGCCUGCUGGUCUCCACCUGCGUGGCCCCGUACCUCUUCCCCCUGCUGAUCCCCGUCUACGGGAACGCCGUCACGCAGAGGUGGCUGCAUGCGUAUGAGAACGCCGUGUCCUUCCACUUCAGUAACUACUUCGUGGGUCACCUCAGUGAAGGCAGCAGCAUGCUGGCUGGAGCCGGAGCCACGGAGGAGAAGGGCCACGUCCGGUGGGACCUGAGCGUGGUGCGGCCCCUGGCGGUGGAGCUGCCCCGCUCCAUGGUGCUGGUGGUGACGUCCUGGAACGUCCCCAUGUCCCAGUGGCUGAAGACCUACGCCUUCAAGAACGCCAUGAAGCUCGGGACCUUCCCCGCCAUCCUGGUCACGUACACCGCCAGCGCCUUGCUGCACGGCCUGAGCUUCCACCUGGGGGCCGUGCUGCUGUCGCUGGGCUUCAUCACCUACGUGGAACACGUCCUGAGGAAGAAGCUGGCCUCCAUCUUCAGCGCCUGCAUCCUGUCCAGGCCGUGUUCCUCCGACUGCAGCCACCAGCACAAGAAGGAGUAUUGGGUCUCGUUGCUGAACCUGGUCUUCAGCCUCCUGGCCAUCUUCCAGCUCACCUACCUGGGCUCCAUGUUCGACCCUGGAGUGGAUGAACAGGAAGUAGAGGAGGGUUACGCGGCCCUCCACACCAUCCACAGGUGGUCCGAGCUGAACUGGGCGGGCCACUGGGUGGUGCUGGCCUGCUGGGUCUUCUACCGGCUGAUCCAGUGAUGUCAUCACAACGGAGGUCCUCCAGCGGGACGAGGACCUGCUCCAGAGGGCCGAGGUGGUCUUCACACGCAUGUGCUGCUUGACACGUGAACACGGAGUGAGGACACGCCUCCAUGUCUGAAGGAGCCGUUAAAGACAGGAGGACUCGGUUCAGCUCCUGGAGGACCAUCAGGACCUCCUGAAGGACCAUCAAGACCUCCUGGAGGACCAUCAAGACAAUCAGGACCUCCUGGAGGACCAUCAAGACCUCCUGAAGGACCAUCAGGACCUCCUGAAGGACCAUCAGGACCUCCUGGAGGACCAUCAGGACCAUCAAGACCUCCUGGAGGACCAUCAAGACAUCCUGGAGGACCAUCAAGACCAUCAGGACCUCCUGAAGGACCAUCAAGACCAUCAGGGCCUCCUGAAGGACCAUCAGGACAUCCUGGAGGACCAUCAAGACCUCCUGGAGGACCAUCAGGGCCUUCUGAAGGACCAUCAGGACCUCCUGAAGGACCAUCAGGACCUUCUGAAGGACCAUCAAGACCAUCAGGACCUCCUGGAGGACCAUCAGGACCUCCUGGAGGACCAUCAAGACCAUCAGGACCUCCUGGAGGACCAUCAGGACCUCCUGGAGGACCAUCAAGACCUCCUGGAGGUCCGCUCCAUUGUCCGGCUGCUGGUCCAGAACAUUCCUCACGUGUUCUCCUCUUUAUGUUUAAGGGUCCAGAACUGUUCUCAUGUUCUUCUGUUACAACUCAAUGAUUUUGAUGCUUUGAUGUUUUUCUACUUUUUCUAUAAAUGUAAAAAAGUUCUGUAACUGA